GCAGUGAAUGCUGAGACAAGUCAAAGAGUAGUUGCUCUCAAAAGACUGCAAUGCUUACUUUUCUUUGUCAUUUGCUUUUUUCUUUUCUUGCCCUCCUUGAUUAUCUAUUAAUUCCACAUAACCAAAAAAGAAGUUUGGUGAUUCCUACUGUUACUAUUGAAAAGGCUACAAGUUCUCUUUCUCCCCGUUGAUUUCGCUCAUCACUCAUUCCUAUACUGUGAUUGUUAACCACAUUAAGCUCUUAUUUUCCUUGUCCACCUUCCGCAAUUGCCGCAGAAAAGAGUUUCGAGGAGGGAGAAAGCUAGAGGGGAGGGGGGUAGUGACUGUGAACUGAGUUCUUGAUUCUUGAAUAUAUAAAAGUAAUAUUUCAAUGGUCUUGAGAAUCUCCAUUGCUGCUUCAGAAUUGAACUUGACCCACGUCAAGAUUCAGUUAAAUGCCGUCUGGGUUGGUCUUGUUUUGUAGUCAAGUGCCACUGUAAUGACAGAGACAGAUUGAAGAUUUGGAGUUAAUGAGUUCAAAAUGGAUGCAAUCUAAUACUAAACAUGUAUAUACGUACAUUGUUUUUUGGAUACAUAUACAUAGCUAGCUCGAGUGGAAGCUGUUGUUUCGUCUGCAAAUGGCUAUAUUGACCUCUUUUUGAUAGUGUAGAAUCAUUUAUAAUUAUAUUGUCCUUCAUGGGUUGUGUGGCCUCGAAACAGACCGUGUCGGUAACCCCUGCAUGUGAUCAAUAUUCAGGGACUCUCAGAGAAAAUGACGACAGUAGGAGCCAUGUCGGCAGUGAUACAUUAGUAUCUGAAUUUGAUAUGACGAAUAAGGUGAAGAAGAGAGGGGAAUUAUCAGGACUAAGUGGAGGCGCGAGCGAGUUAAAUGAGUCGGGCAAGGAAUAUUCUAAUGGUGAUCAAUCAGUGAGUUUGAUGAAGUAUGUGGAAGGAGAGCAAGUUGCUGCAGGUUGGCCUGUAUGGCUUAGUACUGUUGCAGCUGAAGCCAUUCAUGGCUGGUUGCCUCUCAAACCUGAGUCUUUUCAGAAAUUGGAUAAGAUAGGUCAGGGUACAUAUAGCAGCGUAUUCAGAGCACGCGAUCUGGAAAGUGGAAGGACAGUUGCACUGAAGAAAGUGCGAUUUGAUAACUUUGAGCCAGAAAGUGUUAGAUUUAUGGCACGAGAAAUUUUGAUUCUUCGCAGGCUUGACCAUCCCAAUAUAAUGAAGUUAGAGGGGAUAAUUGCCUCCAGAUUAUCUUCUAGCAUAUAUCUUGUGUUUGAGUACAUGGAACAUGAUAUUUCAGGACUCCUGUCCUGUCCUGAAGUCAAGUUCAAUGAAUCACAGGUUAAAUGCUUAAUGAAACAGUUGUUAUCUGGACUUGACCAUUGUCAUUCUCGAGGUAUAAUGCAUCGGGAUAUCAAAGGUGCAAAUCUUCUAGUAAAUAAUGAGGGAAUUCUGAAGGUUGCAGACUUUGGAUUGGCGAACUUCUCUGACCUUGGAACAAAGCAACCACUAACCAGUCGAGUUGUCACUUUAUGGUAUCGUCCUCCAGAACUUCUGUUGGGAGCCACGGAUUAUGCAGCUUCUGUGGAUCUCUGGAGUGUCGGAUGUGUAUUUGCGGAAAUUCUUACUGGUAAACCAAUUCUUCAGGGGAGAACUGAGGUUGAACAGCUGCAUAAAGUAUUUAAACUUUGUGGAUCUCCACCAGAUGAUUACUGGAAGAGAUCUAAACUUCCUCACGCGACUAUAUUUAAACCACAGCAUCCUUAUGAGAGCUGUCUUUGGAACACCUUUAAAGAUUUGCCAAAAAGUGCAGUCUCACUCAUAGAAACUCUUCUUUCUGUGGAGCCACACAAACGUGGAACCGCUUCUUCUGCCCUUGCAUCUGAGUAUUUCAAGACGAAGCCUCAUGCUUGUGAUCCUUCAAGCCUGCCAAAGUACCCACCAAGCAAAGAGAUAGAUGCUAAGCACCUUGAAGAUGCAAAAAGGAAGAAGCCAAGUGGAAGAGCCCGUGCACCUGACCCAACAAGAAAGUUAACUAGAAAGCAGAAUGGCCUCCGUAAACUAGCACCAGAAGAGAAUUUGCCCAUCCAAAAUAAAGGUGCUCAUAUAAGUGACUGCAAUAAUGUAACUACUCAAGAAGAAAGAGAUACAAUAACAAGUCUUGCGCGACCUAAGCCAUCAGUUGAUAUGAUGGUAAAGACUUUCCAUGUCAAGAAUGCAUCUCAAGGUGAUGUCCCCUUUCCAGGUCCACUUCAAAUUUCAGGAUCAAGUGGUUUUGCAUGGGCAAAAAGAAGGUUCGACGAUUCAUCAGUAAGAUCACGAAGGAGAACUAGUUCGAGAAGCCUUAUUUUUGAACAUUCAGUUGCAUUGCAUGUGAAAAAUAACAUGGACCCAAAAGUACAAGGCAACUGUGAACUUAUCAAUGCAAAUCAGACCAAUUCUGUGGGACAUGAUACCGACGAAUCCACCAAGCAUGCAAUUCGUCAACGUUGGAGCCAAUUAGAGCGCCCAGAUUCCUUUGAUGCUUCUGAUGGCUACCAUUCACAAGAACUGUCACUGACACAAUAUCUAAAAGAGGAAACUGCUAUCAAGAGAAUCAAUUUGGUACAGGAUCAAGUGGAUAAAGUCGAAUUUUCCGGACCAUUGCUGUCUCAAACACAAACAGUUGAAGAGCUCCUUGAGAAACAUGAGCGUCAGAUCCGCCAGGCUGUUCGACAAUCAUGGUUCCAAAGAGGAUUAAAAGUUCACCAAAUGUUUGCAACAUAGGAAAUCAAAGAUCAAUUAUCUACCCUGUAAAUUAGUAAGUUAGGAAAAAUAGAAGGUGAUUGCUGCUGCAGCGCUCCCAUUUCACAGGCUAUGGAAAGCAAUCAGCCAUAGGAAUUUUGAUAACCAAAUCGAUACAGAAAUGACUGCAACACUUUGAAAGCUUGUAAGGCUAAAGCUAUCAAAGUCUUUUUCCUUCCACUUGAAUUGAAGAAUGAAGGGAGGAAAUCAAUUGCUGUCUUCUCCUGCUAACUGAUAGGGAAAUCCUUACUCAAGCUCAAGCGAAAAGGCAUGAACUCCAUCUUCAUCUCAAUUCCCUGCAAAGGUGAGUGUCUAAUGACAGCUGAGAACCAGUUCUCUUUAGGAGCUCUGUUGCAAGCUCAUUUUUUGUGUUUUCAACGGCCAAUACACACACACAAACACAUUGUUCCUCAGUACUGCCUCUUAAUAUCUUCUCCAGUCUUUCAUUCUGAGUGUUUUUCUUCAGCAAUGUAUAGUUCCAUUCAAUGGUUGAGACACCCUUUAGUAAGGGGAAUCAUCUGACACCGCUUCUCAAGAAAAGAAAAUUUCCUUAUA
Messenger RNA from Nicotiana tabacum (common tobacco), 3321 nucleotides. Its product is annotated as protein IMPAIRED IN BABA-INDUCED STERILITY 1. The record is from RefSeq and is a predicted model, not a curated record. Gene Ontology annotation, biological process: protein phosphorylation; positive regulation of transcription elongation by RNA polymerase II. Gene Ontology annotation, cellular component: nucleus; cyclin-dependent protein kinase holoenzyme complex. Gene Ontology annotation, molecular function: ATP binding; RNA polymerase II CTD heptapeptide repeat kinase activity. Lineage: Eukaryota; Viridiplantae; Streptophyta; Magnoliopsida; Solanales; Solanaceae.